Tupaia belangeri chinensis (Chinese tree shrew) is the source of this 2308-nucleotide messenger RNA. It is a transcript of the gene KANK3, whose product is annotated as KN motif and ankyrin repeat domains 3. Bases 1 to 1974 code for a protein of 657 amino acids. Gene Ontology annotation, biological process: negative regulation of actin filament polymerization. Gene Ontology annotation, molecular function: protein binding. The transcript is spliced from 13 exons. Gene Ontology annotation, cellular component: cytoplasm; cytoskeleton. The record is from RefSeq and is a predicted model, not a curated record. Lineage: Eukaryota; Metazoa; Chordata; Mammalia; Scandentia; Tupaiidae.
AUGGAGGCCGCUCGGCGUGGUGCGUCUCCCUGCGGGGACCGCUCAGGGAGAGCGGGCAGGAUCGGCCUCCCGGCAGCCGCGCGCCCUCUGUCGGCGGCUGCUGAGGCCAGGGGCGUCUCAACUGAGCUGUCCCAAGACUCGGAGGAGCUUAGGAUAACCGGACCCCGCGCUUCGAGGGGGCGGGCUCGGGUGCGGGCGCGGCUGGGGCUGCGGCUUCAGGUACAACGCCAGUUUGCAGUGACAUCCCAGGGCAUUCCGGGGGGUGGAUCGGGGACGCACCGGAGCGUGCGCUGCGCUUCCAGCCCCUCUGCGGGCUCCGUGCGCUGCGACGGGGCGGGCGCUGUGUCCUCCAGCAGGGACCCUUUCCACACUGGGAGCCUCAGGGUGUGUCCAGCGGCUACUCCGGGAAACAUGGCCAAGUUUGCCCUGAACCAGAACCUCCCCGACCUGGGCGGCCCUCGCCUGUGCCCAGGCCCCACUGGGGGCGCCCGCAGCCCCAGCUCGCCCUACUCAGUGGAGACACCCUAUGGCUUCCACCUGGACCUGGACUUCCUCAAGUACGUGGAAGAGCUGGAGCGCGGCUCCGUCGCCCGUCGCGUCCCGGGACCCGCACCCGCGCGCCGUCCCCGCGCGCCCCGCCUCCGGGGGGGCCGCCUGCAGCAGCUGGAGGAGGCUCAGGAGGCGGCGGCGCAGCGCAGCCCGGUCGAGGCCGUCACCCAGACCUCCUGGAGUAGUUCCGAGAAGGCCACGCAGACCGAGCCCCCGGUGGACGCCCCUGCCCUGCCACAGAACCCACCCGGACCCACGGAUGGGAACCAGGCCGUGGCCCCUGUGGGCAUCCUGAAAUCCAUCAUGAAGAGGAGAGACGGUACGCCGGGGGCCCAGUCCAGCCCUGGCCCCAAGAAUCUGCAGUUUGUUGGGGUCCUGAACGGAGAGUACGAGAGCUCGUCCAGCGAGGGCGACAGUGACAGCACCAGCGAGGACGGCAGGGCCGAGCCCGGGAGGAGCAGCUCUUCGGGCUCCGGGGAGGACAGCGGCGAGGGGUCUGACUCUUCCCCCAGGGGCAGGGGAGUCCGUGACCCCGAGCCCGAGCCCGAGCCCGAGCCGGGGGCAGAGCCUCAGCCGGGGACCCCGGGGAGGAGCGAGCUGAGCCCGCGGUUGAGGGAGGCGUGCACCGCGCUGCAGAGGCAGCUGAGCCGACCCCGCGGAGUCGCCCGCGACGGCGGCGCAGCGCGCCUGGUGGCUCAGGAGUGGUUUCGUGUGUCAAGCCAACGGCGCUCUCAGGCCGAGCUGGUGGCCGCGAUGCUCAGAGGGGUGGCGCAGCUGGGCCCCGAGCUGCUGGCACACGUGGUGAACCUGGCGGACGGCAACGGGAACACCGCCCUGCACUACAGCGUGUCCCACGGGAACCUGGCCAUCUCGAGCCUGCUGCUGGACACGGGUGUGUGCGAGGUGAACCACCAGAACCGAGCGGGCUACUCGGCCCCGAUGCUGGCCGCGCUCACCUCCGUGGGCCAGGAGGACCUGGCUGUGGUCCAGAGACUAUUUCACAUGGGCGACGUCAACGCCAAGGCCAGCCAGACAGGGCAGACGGCCCUCAUGCUGGCCAUCAGCCACGGCCGCCAGGACAUGGUGGCCGCUCUGCUGGCCUGCGGGGCCGAUGUGAACGUGCAGGAUGCGGAUGGGGCCACAGCUCUGAUGUGUGCCAGUGAGUACGGGCGCCUGGACACCGUGCGCCUGCUGCUGGCCCAGCCAGGCUGCGACCCUGCCAUCCUGGACAACGAGGGCACCAGUGCCCUGGCCAUCGCCCUGGAGGCUGAGCAGGAUGAAGUGGCCACCCUGCUGCAUGCCCACCUGAGCUCGGGCCAGCCUGACGUCCAGAGCCAGACACCCCCCGAUCGGACCCACUUGCCCACAGUCUUGCCUGGUGGUGCUGAAGACAGUGACAACGGAGGGGAUGCCCAGCCUCAGUGAGCUGCCUGGUGCACUGGACCUGGACGCAGGAAACCCAUUUCCGCACCCUCCUUGGCCUCUGGGCACAGCAGGGGCCAGGGUCUUCUGUCCAUAUGCCAGCCCUGGCCCGAUGUCAGGGGAGGGCUCACCGUGGUCCACCAUGGUGAGGCAGGGACUGAGCAGUGAUGUCCUGGGUUGGCCCACUCCUGAAACCGCUUUCCAAAUAAAACAACCCUGUUAAGUUUGCGUUUUGUCUGGGAGCUGAUGGGGACUAUAUACACAGACAGGAAGGGACUACAAAGUCCCUUUCCUUGAAGAAACCUCUGGGGGAUGGAGGGAGUCCUUCCCCUUCUUC